Messenger RNA from Gadus chalcogrammus (walleye pollock), 1770 nucleotides. Its product is annotated as paralemmin-1-like. Gene Ontology annotation, biological process: regulation of cell shape. The record is from RefSeq and is a predicted model, not a curated record. The transcript has 9 exons. The coding region runs from base 496 to 1770 and encodes 424 amino acids. Gene Ontology annotation, cellular component: membrane; cytoplasm. Lineage: Eukaryota; Metazoa; Chordata; Actinopteri; Gadiformes; Gadidae.
AUUAAUUAAUUUCUAAAUGAAUCAGCAAGUUAAUGAUCUGACGUAUUCUUUGCACAACGAUGCAUUAUUUGUGUUUGUUUUUGAAAGAUUUACGCCAAUUCUUACCACAGAGUGCUUGCACUUACAUUGCCUGUCUGCCAUGGUGUCUCUCGUUGUGUCUCGGUCACUCCCACUACACGCUCCGCCGAGGAGAGGCUGAGCUGAGCUUCUUACAACCUGAGCCCCGAGUCGAGUCAAGAAACAGAAUUUCAUGUAUCCAGAUUGUAGAGAAAGCAUCUUUAAAAGAUUCACAAAACGUAAAGUUUAGGUGGACUUUCGGUUAUCGUUGUAGGAUAAAGCCCCGGCUCUCGCUGUGUCCUCGCGCUCCACAAAGUAAAAGUACCCGAGUCCUCUGCCGCCGCGUCUCGGUCCAUCCCCUCCUAGAGGUCGUUAAGAGGGGCUUUUACUUUGGAAACCUGGAAGUAACACUUCUCUGGUUAACCAGCCAGAAACAAGAUGGAGGACGUGUCGUACCAGGAGAGACUGCAGGCCAUCGCAGAGAGGCGUCGCCAGCAGGAAGAGGAGGAAAAGGUGAAGAGAGAGACGGAAGAAGAGAAGUGGAAGUUGGCCCAGAAACAGAAAAAGUCCUUAAGAGAUCAGUGGUUCAGUGAUCCAGGUGAUGCCCUCGAGGUACAGUCAGACUUGCCCCAGCUGCACAGUCAAUCAACGACUGAGGAAGGAGAACAGGAAGUCUGCAUCAGAGGACCGAAGGACUCAGCUUCUGUGGUGAGUUCAGGGAAAGAAGUCUACAUCCAAGGGACUGGAGGAAGUGACAUCACCGAAGACAUGUCACAACAGAUCUUCCACGAGGGUGGCCAAGAUGGCCGAUCAGUCCUGGGGAUGGUGGCGGUGCAGGUGGAGGUGGACCCCCGGACGGGCGCCACCGUGGUCCGCUCCGUGGCGCCCAUGUCGGCGCCGGUGGGCGCCACGGCGACCACGGUGUUCGACGACGGCCGCAAGAGCGUGCACGCCAUCGGCGGGGGCGGCGCCCAGCCCUCGGCGGAGGAGCUGGGGCGCAUCCUGAGCGCCAUCGACGGCGUGGGGAUGACGGUGCUGCUGGACGACGUCGCCGUGACGACGAGCGCGAGCGCGGCGUCGGACGCCAACGACGGAGAACGCUCCCGGGGGUCCCCGGCGGCCGCGGGGUCCGUGGACGCGUCGCCGCGCGUCGUCGAGGUGAGGGGCGGAUCGGGGGGCGGGGCCCAUGUCGGGGAGGCGGGAGCGGAGGAGGGAGGGGGCGUGGCCGUCACCCGCGGCCUGGUGGAGUCUGCCAUGACGGUGAGGGAGGCGGCCGGUCAGCCAAUCGUCACGGAGGCGGCGCCGGGGGCGGUGCCGGACUACGAGACCCCGGUGGUCCUGACCUUCCUGGGCUACGCCGACUCCGACCAGCGGGAGGGGCCGGAGGGCGUGGCCCUGGGCCGCGACGACCGCGGGGGCGUGCUCACCGUGGAGCGAGUGGUCAUCGACGCCGGGGACGAAGACGGCGACGAAGAGGAGAAAGAGGAGGUUCUAGAAACCUCCGCGAACGGUGGUCCCGCGGGGCCGGGCGGGGCCCCUGAGCGGGACGGCGCGUUCCAGGAGGUCCGGCUGGACGGGAGCGUGAAGCGGGCCCCGGCCAAGGGGGCGGAGCCUGACGAGGUGCCCUCGGAGCCGGCCACACCCAAGGAGGGGAGCAAGGAGACAGAGGAGUCCUCCAAACCCAAGGCCUGUCAAUGCUGCUCUGUCAUGUAG